AUGGUCGCGGUCGUGGUCGUGGCCGUGGUCGUGGUCGUGGUCGUGAUCCUGUUCCCGAACGCGUUACCAGGACAACGGCUGGCCAAGUUGGCGGGCAAGAGGCAGCGCUUGGAGGACACAGCGGCCCAGGCUCAGUGUGCAUACAACCAGUCUCCCCCUCCCCAAUCCACUCGUUGA
This is a messenger RNA of Plenodomus lingam JN3, 177 nucleotides long. The record is from RefSeq and is a predicted model, not a curated record. NCBI's taxonomy places the organism in Eukaryota, Fungi, Ascomycota, Dothideomycetes, Pleosporales, Leptosphaeriaceae.